This is a messenger RNA of Caenorhabditis briggsae, 210 nucleotides long. The coding region runs from base 1 to 210 and encodes 69 amino acids. The record is from RefSeq and is a predicted model, not a curated record. NCBI's taxonomy places the organism in Eukaryota, Metazoa, Nematoda, Chromadorea, Rhabditida, Rhabditidae. The transcript has 3 exons.
AUGGUGGAAGAUAUUAUGGAAUCGUUCAUAUAUUCCAGUUUUCAUUCUGAUAUUCAUUUGUUUUGUUUUCAACACUGCCUAUAUAAAUCGAGACAAAUACGAUGGAAAACGAAUUUAUCAAGAAAACUUCUUCAACUUGACUUUCUUCAAAAACAAACAAAACGCGCCAUGUGGAUUGAUUACUGCCAAAUUCGGGUUCCACUGGAGUGA